AUGGUCGGGUCCCGGGUUGCGCUCCUCACGCCGUUGGAGCUGCUGCUGCUGCUGCCACUGCUGCUCGGGACGCGGCCCCACGGCAGCCCUGGCCCACUGCAGUGCUACAGCGUCGGCCCCUCGGGAAUCCUGAACUGCUCCUGGGAAGUUCAGAGCGACCUGGAGACUCCACCUGUGCUGUGCCUCCAGAGUCAGAAGUACCAUUCCAACAGAACCCAGGAGGUGAAGGUGCCUUCCAGGCAGAGCUGGGUGACCAUCCCCCGGGAACAGUUCACCAUGGGUGACACACUCCUCAUUUGGGGAACACAAGAGGGCCAACCUCUCUGGUCCCCUGUCCUUGUGAACCUGGAAACCCAAAUGAAGCCAGACACCCCCCGGCUCCUCCCUAAUGUGGAGUUUUAUGAGGAUGAAUCCCUGGAGGCCACUGUGCCAUGGGACACACCCCUGUGGCCAUCUCAUAAGGUUCUCAUCUGUCAAUUCCAGUACAAAAGAUGCCAGGAGAAACAGUGGACCCAGCUGGAGCCACAACUGAGGACGAACUUGAUGACUCCUGUUGUGAUGCAGAACCUGGAACCUGGCACCAGCUACCAGGUGUCAGGCCGCUGCCGAGUGGAGAGCGGAUAUCCAUGGGGCGAGUGGAGCCGGGACCUGUCCUUCCAGACGCCCUUCCUAUCUCCGGAAGAUGUGUGGGUAUCCGGCACCGUUUGUGAGACAUCUGGCAAACGAGCAGCCCUGCUUCUCUGGAAGGACCCAGGACCCUGUGUGCAAGUGACUUACAGAGUCUGGUUUGGGGUUGGAGAUGUUGCUAUGACUCAAGAAGAGGUCCCUUGCUGCAAGUCCUCCAUCCCCACACUGAUGGAGUGGGCUGCAGUAUUCACUGCCAACACCACCAACAGGACACUUCUCACCAACCUGUCUUUGGUCUGCUUGGCUCCAGAAUCUGCCCCCCAAGAUGUGGUGGUCAGCAGCAUUGAUGGGGGCCCAGGGCUACUGGUGACCUGGCGACAAGGGACCAUGGAACCAUGGGAGUAUGUGGUGGACUGGGCUCAAGAUGGUGACAGCCUGGACAAGCUAAGCUGGUUCCGUCUUCCUAGUGAAAACCUCAGCACUUUGUUACCAGGAGAUUUCGAAGGAGGGGUCCCCUAUCGGCUUACAGUGACUGCAGUGUUCCCUGGGGGAUUAGCUGCCGCACCCUCAGUUUGGGGAUUCAUUGAAGAGUUAGUACCCCUUGCUGGGCCAGCAGUUUGGCGACUCCAAGAUGACCCCCCAGGGACACCUGUGAUAGCAUGGGAAGAGGUACCAAGACACAAGCUCCGAGGCUGGGCCACACACUAUACCUUGUGCAUACAGGGCAGAGCCAUCCCUACUGUCUGCAAGAACGUGAGCAGUAAUACCCAGACUGUCACUCUGCCUAGCCUUCACUGGGGUUCCUUCGAGCUGUGGGUGAUGGUGUCCACUGUUGCCGGACAGGGCCCACCAGGUCCCAGUCUUUGGCUUCACCUACCAGAUAAUGAGGUCAGGUGGAAGAUUCUGCCUUGGGUCCUGUCCCUGUGGAGCUUGUUCCUGAUGGGCUGUGGCCUGAGCCUGGCCACUAUCAGGUGCCUCCACCAGCGACACAAGUUGCUUCCCCAGUGGAUCUGGGAGAGGGUUCCUGACCCUGCCAACAGCAAUUCUGGGCAACCUUACAUAACGGAGGUGAGCCUGCCCCAGCCACCCAAGGACGGACCCAUCCUGGAAGUGGAGGAGAUGGAGCUGGAGGCUGUUGCUGAGCCCCCUCCAGCCUCUGCCCCCCUUCACUCUGGGUAUGAGAAACACUUCCUACCCACACCGGAGGAUCUGGGCCUUGGGCCUCCUGCCCCUAAGUUCUAGCCCAAUCUGCUUCAGGCUGGGGGCUGUGUCCCUUCUUGGAUUAGACUUUUUUUUUUUUUUUAGUUUUUUGAGACAGGAUCUCACUAUGUAGCCUUGGCUGGGCUGGAACUCACAGAGAUUCACCUGGUUCUGCCUCCAUGUACAGAAAUUAAAGAC
This is a messenger RNA of Cricetulus griseus (Chinese hamster), 2025 nucleotides long. The record is from RefSeq and is a predicted model, not a curated record. Lineage: Eukaryota; Metazoa; Chordata; Mammalia; Rodentia; Cricetidae.